GAGCGAUGCUGAGAUGCCGAGAAAAGCCGCGAGGACACGCGGGGACAGUGCCCCGUCUGCGAGGGGGCGGCAGCCCCGGACACGCCGUGCCCAGGCUCGGCGGCCGCGGCCGCGCCCGUCCGUGCGACACGCGUGGGUGCUGCUCCGCAAGGAGGGACCGGCGGGGACCCCCGGCCCGAGGGGAGCGGGGGGGGCUCCCCUCGCGGGGCUCCUGUGGCUGCGCAAGGACCGCGGUCGGGACUUACCGUGUCCCCGUGUCCCCUAUGUGCUCUCCGUGUCCCCCCAUCCCUUGUGUGCCACCCCCUGACCCUGUGUUCCCCGUCGCCCCUCAUCCUCUGACCGUGUCCUCUCCAUCCCGUGUUCUCUCUCUCCUCAUGUCACCCGUGUCCCUCCUCCCUUCUCCAUGUCCCCUGUCUCCCGUAUGUUUCCCCUGUCUCUCCACAUCCCGUGUCGCUACGUGUCCCCCAUCCCUCGUGUGUCCCCUGUCCCCUGUGUACUCCCCUUGUCCGCUCUGUGUCCCCGUGUCUCCCAUCCCGGGUCCUCCCCUCGUCCCUCGUGUCCCCUGUCCCGUGUCCCCUCCGUCCCCCUCACAUCCCACGUUCCCUGUGUCCCACUCUCCGCUCUGUCCCCUGUCCCUCGUGUCCCCUCCCCUUCUCAGCUCCUCUUUUCUUUCCCUGAAGCCACCGCAGCUUCUGCUUUCGGGUGCGGGUGACGCCCUCGACACCCACGGGGGAGGCAGAGCCCGGGGCGCCUCCCGCACCCUCCCGGCCCUGAAAGCGGAACCGGGGCUCCCCCGAGGGGCCGUGCGGGGCCCGGUUCCUCUUUCGGGACCGAGGGCGGCCCACGGGGUCGCGCGGUGCCCGCCGGUGUCCUCGAGCCAUGGAGCCCCCGCGGCGGGUGCGCCUCAAGCCCUGGCUGGUGGCCCAGGUGAGCAGCCGGCGCUUCCCGGGGCUGCGCUGGCUCGACCCCGAGCACCGCCGCUUCGUCAUCCCCUGGGGACACGCCACCAGGAACCCCCCGGGACCCCAGGACCACGACACCAUCUUUAAGGCGUGGGCGCAGGAGACGGGCCGGUUCCGGGCCGGGGACCCGCCGGACCCCCCGCGCUGGAAGGCCACGCUGCGCUGCGCCCUCAACAAGAGCCGCGAGUUCCGGCUGCUGCUGGACGGGCCCCGCGGGUCCCCGGCCCAGCCCUUCCGCAUCUACGAGCUCUGCGAGGAGCCCCCCGGGGGCGCAGACGGGGGGGACGAGGAUGACUAUGGCUGCAGCGGAGAGGAAGAUGUCAGCCAGCUCCACAAGAUGACAUCCCUGAGCAUCGAUGACACGCAGCACGGGGGGGACCUGCUGCCCCCCUACCCCUGGCCCAAGGAGGAGGCCCUCCCCUUUGCCAGCCGCUGCCCCCCCGGGGGGCCCUUUGGGCCUCCCCCGCCGGCACUGCUCCAGGGGGAGGUGGGGGGCACCCACGGGGCCCCUGAGCUGCUCCCCGGCGCCCUCGCUGAGAUGGGGCCCCCCCUGGGCCCCCCGGGGCCCUCGCCCGCCUGCCCGGUGGCACCAACAGAGCACCUGAUCCCCGACCUGCUUGUCAGCCCUCACAUGCUGCCACUGACUGACCUGGAGCUGAAGUUCCAGUACCGGGGCCGCCAGGUGUGCGCCCUGACCGUCAGCAACCCCCACGGCUGCCGGCUGUUCCACAGCAGCCUGGAGCCCACGCGGGAGCAGGAGGAGCUCUUCGGGCCCCUGACGCUGGAGCAGGUGCCCUUCCCUGCUCCCGACGCCAUUCCCAACGAGAAGCAGCGCUUCUACACCCACCAGCUGCUGGACGUGCUGGACCGAGGGCUCAUCCUGGAGCUCCAGGGCCAGGACCUCUUCGCCCUCCGGCUCUGCCAGUGCAAGGUCUUCUGGACUGGGCCCUGUGCUGCCCCCCAGCCCGGCCCCAACCCCAUCCAGAGGGAGACAAGGACCAAGCUCUUCAGCCUCGAGGGCUUCCUCAACGGCCUCAUCCAGUUCCAGAAGGGGCAGACCCCCACCCCGCCCCCCUUUGAGAUCUUCCUCUGCUUUGGCGAGGAGUGGCCGGACCAGAAGCCCAAGGAGAAGAAGCUGAUCACGGUGCAGGUGGUGCCGGUGGCGGCGCGGCUGCUGCUGGAGAUGUUCUCCGGGGAGCUGUCCUGGUCGGCCGACAGUAUCCCGCUGCAGAUCUCGCACCCCGACCUCAAGGACAGGAUGGUGGAGCAGUUCAAGGAGCUGCACCAGCUCUGGCAGAGCCACCAGCGGCUGCCGCCAGCGCAGCCCCCGCCCGGCCCCUCCACGGGGCCCUGGGCGCUGCCACCCGGCCCCCUGCCCCACUGACAGGGACACGGGGACAGCGGGACACUGCCACGCGGGUUUUUUGUUGUUUUUUAUUGUUCUCGAGAUGGCUACACACCCCCGGAGGGAACCGCAUGCGCCCGCCCGCCCUGCCCGCACUCGAGCCACCGCCUCCUACCCCAAAAUCAAACCAAAGAAAACCCCGAAAAAGGGAAAAAAAAAAAGAAAAAACCAAACAAGAAAACAAACAAAAAAAGCAGAACAAAAUAAAAUAUAAAUCUCUAUUUGCA
Haemorhous mexicanus (house finch) is the source of this 2594-nucleotide messenger RNA. It is a transcript of the gene IRF5, whose product is annotated as interferon regulatory factor 5. The transcript is spliced from 9 exons. Bases 880 to 2346 code for a protein of 488 amino acids. Gene Ontology annotation, biological process: regulation of transcription by RNA polymerase II; immune system process. Gene Ontology annotation, cellular component: nucleus. Gene Ontology annotation, molecular function: RNA polymerase II cis-regulatory region sequence-specific DNA binding; protein binding; DNA-binding transcription factor activity, RNA polymerase II-specific. The record is from RefSeq and is a predicted model, not a curated record. NCBI's taxonomy places the organism in Eukaryota, Metazoa, Chordata, Aves, Passeriformes, Fringillidae.